Molecule: messenger RNA, 696 nt
Organism: Portunus trituberculatus (swimming crab)
Lineage: Eukaryota; Metazoa; Arthropoda; Malacostraca; Decapoda; Portunidae
Product: formin-like protein 3
Exons: 5
Coding region: 1-696 (231 amino acids)
Source: RefSeq, a predicted model, not a curated record
AUGUGGACGGAGAGCUUUGUUGCCGGGCCAGCCUCCCCGCACUCCCCUCUCACCCGGUCUCUUACUCCUCUUACUCCUUGUCCUAUUCCUACACCUCCCACUCCUUGUCGCCCUUCUCUUCUACCUCUUCCUCCUCCUCCCCCUCCUCUUACCCCGUCGCCGCCCACUCCUCUUCCUCGCAUUGUGUCGCGUGUAACAACUAGUGUGAGCCACGCCGCGGUCCUCCAUGCACGCCCGUGGCCACGCACCUCCCUGAGUGUGUCGUGGUGUGAAAAAUGUCCUAAUUAUCCUGAGCCAGAUCCGCUGAGGCCCCGCGCAAAGAUAAUUACCAGGAAGAGACGCCCGCGAGCCUUCCAUUCCCGCCCCGAUGCCCCGCCGCCCGAGGUGUGGCCCGCCGCCCUUAGAGAUCCUUUACUCCUGGCGGCCCUUGACUCUCGGAUUCCCUUCAGAAGACACGUACCGGCAGGACCUGAGGGCACCAAUUUAAUUCACAUAUGCAGGAGGACGAGUGGGAAAAAGUGCAUCAGAAUAACACAGCCCUCAGGCUACACUUCGUCCCCACAGCCACACCCACAACCCCCCAACGCACCUCAGCCAGUCCCUUUAGCACAUUCCAACUCCCCUCUCACUCGGGAUCAAAGGAUUCAGUGUGGUGAUCCAAAGAUGAUCGAGAACACACAUAUAUCCAUCCCUUGA